Sciurus carolinensis (gray squirrel) is the source of this 3382-nucleotide messenger RNA. RefSeq names its product vanin 1 (gene Vnn1). The record is from RefSeq and is a predicted model, not a curated record. NCBI's taxonomy places the organism in Eukaryota, Metazoa, Chordata, Mammalia, Rodentia, Sciuridae. Gene Ontology annotation, molecular function: hydrolase activity, acting on carbon-nitrogen (but not peptide) bonds, in linear amides. The transcript has 9 exons. The coding region runs from base 295 to 1836 and encodes 513 amino acids.
AAGAAGCAGUUGACUUCCUCGGUUCUUGGUACUUCUCAUUUCCAGGUCCUGUUUUGACAUGGUUUUGUAAGAAUCUGCAGUAUUUCAUCUGGAGCCUUGUACAUGACAGGAAGCACAGGGGAUUUUUAUCCUGAUAUUUAUCCAUUUUCCUUGAGAACCUGGUGGGAUUUCUGGAAGUAAAACUCACAAAUGUGAGAGAGACUCCUACAACCCCAUUCAAGAGUUCUAACUGUCAAGAUUGUCCACACUGAGUUUCUAGCAAUUCAUCCGUCACAGUACUCUUUGGACUUCAGCAUGAUCACUUCUCAGUUGCUGGCUUAUGUGGCAAUUUCGGUUUUCUGUGUCUUAAAAGCCAGCUCCUUGGAUACUUUUAUUGCAGCUGUUUAUGAACAUGCAGUGAUACUGCCUGAUACUACCCCGACCCCAGUGUCUCGUGAAGAAGCCUUGGUAUUCAUGAAUCGAAAUCUUGAUGUUUUGGAAGGAGCAAUCAAAUCAGCAGCAAGUCAGGGCGCACAUAUAAUUGUGACUCCAGAAGAUGGCAUUUAUGGUUACAAUUUCAGCAGGGAGUCUAUCUACCCAUACUUGGAGGAUAUCCCCGACCCUCAGGUGAACUGGGUCCCCUGUAAUAAUCCUAACAGAUUUGGCUACAAUCCAGUACAAGAAAGACUCAGCUGCCUGGCCAAGAAUAACUCUAUCUAUGUGGUGGCAAAUAUAGGGGACAAGAAGUCAUGCAAUGCCAGUGAUCCUCAAUGUCCCCCUGAUGGCCGUUACCAAUAUAACACUAAUGUGGUGUUUGAUUCUCAGGGAAAACUGGUGGCACGCUAUCAUAAGCAAAACCUUUUCUUGGGUGAAGAGCAAUUCAAUGCACCCAAAAAGCCUGAGAUGGUGACAUUUGAUACCACCUUUGGAAAGUUUGGCAUUUUCACUUGCUUUGAUAUCCUCUUCCAUGAUCCUGCUGUUGCCCUGGUGAAAGAUCUCCAUGUGGACACCAUACUCUUCCCAACCGCUUGGAUGAAUGUCCUGCCACAUUUGUCAGCUGUUGAGUUCCACUCAGCUUGGGCUAUGGGCAUGGGAGUCAAUUUCCUUGCAUCUAAUAUACAUCACCCCUCAAAUAGAAUGACAGGAAGUGGCAUUUAUGCCCCUGAUUUCCCUAAAGCAUUUCAUUAUGAUAUGAAGACACAAGACGGAAAACUUAUCAUCUCAACACUGGAUUCCCAUCCAGCCCAUUCCACAGUGAAUUGGGCUUCUUAUGCCAGCAGGAUAGAUGCAUUCCCAGCAGGAAACCAGCAGUUCAAGGGUACUGUCUUUUUUGAUGAAUUCACCUUUGUGGAGCUCACAGAAAUCACAGGAAAUUACACAGUUUGUCAAAAAGAUCUCUGCUGUCAUCUAAGCUACAAGAUGUCUGAAAAGAGAUCAGAUGAAGUUUAUGCCCUAGGGGCAUUUGAUGGACUGCACGUUGUUGAAGGGAGCUAUUACCUACAGAUUUGUACUCUGCUGAAAUGUGAGACCACUGACUUGCGCACCUGUGGUGGUUCAGUUGACACAGCUUCCACCAGGUUUGACUCGUUCUCCCUCAGUGGCACUUUCAGAACCCAGUAUGUCUUCCCUGAGGUAUUGCUGAGUGACGUUCAGCUUGCACCUAAAGAAUUUCAGGUGUCAAGUGAUGGACGUUUGUUUAGCCUGAAGCCAACAUCUGGACCUCUGUUAACGGUCACUCUCUUCGGGAGAGUGUAUGAGAAGGAUCCAGCAACAAGUGGGUCACCUGACCUGACAGAGUAUGCAGGAAGAAUAAUGUUAGUAGUUAUGACACCUAUUGUGUACUCAUUAUGUUGGUAGAAUAUUUACAGUUUGUCUUUUAUUUGGGAUAAUUUAAAAAAUGGUGAACAAGUAAAGGGUUUGUCUUGGCUUUUGCUAAUAGUGGCCUCUGGUAUAACUGAAUGAAAAAUAUUUCUCUUUAUUUAGACACACACCAGAUUAUGUAAGAUUAAAAACUAUCUAUUAAAAAUUGUCUGUAUUUGAACAUAAGUCUUUCUAGGAACUGGAUUAUUUGUGCCAAAUAAAUAUCAUGAACAUUUUAUGCAGAAGAAAUAAACAUUAUGGUUAAGAAAAACACUACAAAACCAUUACAAAAUAUACUUACAAGAAGUUUGAAUUCCUUACCACUUUUAGUAAAAUGUAUCUCUCAUUCAGUUCUGCUUAAGAUUUUCAAUGGUUUUAUUUGUUGGCUGGGCUAAUUAUUUAUAUAAACAUUAAUUUCAGUUCUCUUGAUGGGUUGAAUAUAUCACUGAAAAUUUAUAAAUUGAAGUCCUUAACUCCCAAUAUCUCAGAAUGUGAUUAUAUUUGUAAAUAUGAUCUUGAAAGAGGUAAAAUGAGAUCAUUAAGGUGGACCCUAAUCCAAUAUGACUCAUUUCCAUAUAAGAAGAGCCAGUAAAGACACAGACAUAUACAGGUGAAGACUGUAAACACCUGCAAGCCAAGGAAAGCCUUAGGAGAACCCAAACCUACCAACACAUUGAUCUGGAACUUAUAAGCCACAGAAUCAUGAGAAAAUAAAUUUCUGUUGUUUAUAUCACCCAGUCUGUGGUAGUUUGUUGUGGCAGUCCUACCAAAAUAAUAAGUCCCAUCCUCCCCGCUUGCUCGUCCCCCACUGUAUGACUGUAUGGUAUAAAAUGGUGGAGUACAGGGGUGGGCAAGAAAGGAGGAUAGGACUUAGCAUUUAUUUGCUUGGGAUACUGAUCAAGAGACCAGACUGCUCUACAAACAGAGGGAGAUGUGAGCUUUUAUUGAUUUGAUUUGCUAUAGUGGGCUAAAGUCUGGGCAUUUUUCCAUUGGUCAGAGGUAUGGUUCCAAAAGAUGUUUCUUUUUUGUGAGACUUGGACCAUGGGGCAUGAUAGGAAACAGAUAUGAGCCGUGGAAACAUGGAGUUAAGGGCAUAAUUCUAUAAACUGGGCCACUGUGCCUACCCCAUAUGCUUUCUUUUAAAAAGCAAUUUACCUGCAGCCCUGCUGGCUUAAGUCAAUAGGAUGCUAUAUUCCUUUACAAUCUGUUAUCUUCCAGAGAAAUGCAGGCCAGAAAUGGCAAUAAGAACAACACAAGUUAUCUUUGGGGGAACUUUUGUGGCCCUUACAAAGACAAGGUUCCAGAAUGCAGGGAGACAAGGAUAAUUCUCCUAAUCAUAAAAUCUGUCAGAACAGGUUAGAACUGGUCAGCAUGGGACAAAGUGACCUAGAGUUGCCUCAGACAUUUACUGUGUACAAUAGGGACAUGGAAGUCUAAUGCAAUACUGAUGUUAGUCAAAAGUCAAGAGGUGAACCUGAGCAGGAUUCUCUGGAAAUUUCCCUGGGAUCCCCAAUAAAACCGGAGGGCAUGAAGGGCAUGUCAU